AUUUACCCUUUUCUUUUCGAUUAGCCUAUAAAUACUUGUCAGUUCUACAUAUGUUCAUAAACUUUCUUCAUACUUAAUUGGCUCCAAUACUAAAAAUAUCACUAUAUAUGUGGAAUAAAAUAAUUAGUUUAAUUUUAGUAUUUUUGGCAAUCAUAACCGCCAUGGAAAUCUGCUACGCCGCCAGGGAUCAAAGUCCAAAAGCAGUUGAAAAAUGGGUAAAAUACCUAAAAUACCCCUCUAGCGAAAAGCUCACCAAACUCCACUUCUUCUGCCACCACCUCCGCGGCGCAACCGCCGUCACCAUCGCCAGGGCCGCCGCGACGGCCGCCUCGCCGACGUACUUCGGCCUAAUGGACGUGAGGGACGACCCGCUGACGGUCGGCCCCGACGAGUCCUCUCAGCGCGUGGGCUACGCGCAGGGGAUCUCGGCGGCGGCGUCGCUGGAGGAGAUCUCCUCGUACGACCUCUUCACCUAUGUGUUCACGAGCAGGGAGUUCAACGGCAGCACGCUGGCGGUUCUCGGCAGCUGCCCGCUCUUUGCUCCGUCGUGUGAGGCGGCGGUUGUUGGCGGGAGCGGCGUUUUCCGACUGGCGCGUGGGUGGGUCACGGCGAGGAUCUAUUAUCUCAAUUUCAACGCCGGAAAAGCUAGCCUUGAGGUCAAUGUUGUGGCCCUGCACUACUGAUCGAUCGGUUUUUCA
This is a messenger RNA of Erythranthe guttata (spotted monkey flower), 698 nucleotides long. RefSeq names its product dirigent protein 22. The record is from RefSeq and is a predicted model, not a curated record. Lineage: Eukaryota; Viridiplantae; Streptophyta; Magnoliopsida; Lamiales; Phrymaceae.